Messenger RNA from Physcomitrium patens, 1974 nucleotides. Its product is annotated as fumarate hydratase 1, mitochondrial. Gene Ontology annotation, biological process: malate metabolic process; tricarboxylic acid cycle; fumarate metabolic process. Gene Ontology annotation, molecular function: fumarate hydratase activity. Lineage: Eukaryota; Viridiplantae; Streptophyta; Bryopsida; Funariales; Funariaceae. Gene Ontology annotation, cellular component: mitochondrion. The record is from RefSeq and is a predicted model, not a curated record.
GAGGCAGAAGAAGGAGAAGGCGGGCUCAAGAGCUGCACCAGGCUCAAGAGCUUGUUCGCUCGCUCGCUCUUUGUUGCUCGCCUGAAGUGGAAGUCGCAAUGGCCACCUUCACUAAGAUGGCGUCUGCGCGGCGUAUGCUGCAGGCCUCCUCAACUUCGACAGCUUCCGUCUCGCGCGAUUUUUCCUUGCAAUUCGUUCGCUCUCUCACGCGAGGAGGUGGAUUCAGGGAAGAGCGCGACACCUUCGGUCCCAUUCAAGUCCCCGAUGAUCGAUACUGGGGAGCUCAGACGCAGAGGUCUGUGCAAAACUUUGAGAUAGGCGAUGAAUCGGAGCGGAUGCCGAAACAACUUGUUGAGGCGCUUGGCAUUCUCAAGAAGGCUGCAGCCAUUGUGAACAUGGAAUAUGGUCUGGACAAGAAAUAUGGGGAAGCCAUCGUAAAAGCGGCUAGUGAAGUAGCUGAAGGAAAGUUGACCGACCAUUUUCCACUUGUUGUUUGGCAAACGGGCAGCGGCACUCAAACCAACAUGAACUCUAAUGAGGUGAUUGCAAAUCGUGCGGGUGAGAUUCUUGGCAUUCCCAUUGGCAGCAAAGGGGUCCAUCCCAACGACCACGUCAAUAUGAGUCAGUCUUCAAAUGACACCUUUCCUACGGCGAUGCAUAUUGCAGCUGCUAGAGAGGCCAGCAGUAGGCUGAUUCCUCAUUUGCGAGGUCUACAUGAAGCUCUGAUUCAAAAGCAAAAUGAGUUCAAUGACAUUGUGAAGAUUGGUCGCACACACACACAAGACGCUGUCCCAAUCACUCUCGGACAAGUUUUUAGUGCCUAUUGCACACAGGUACAAUAUGGAAUAAAUCGGAUAGAGAACACCCUUCCUCGCCUUUACCAGCUGGCGCAAGGUGGGACAGCUGUGGGAACUGGUCUCAACACGAAGAAAGGAUUUGAUACGAAAUUUGCAGCGCAAGUGGCGAAAGAGACAGGAUUGCCAUUCGUGACAGCACCUAACAAAUUUGAGGCAUUGGCAGCUCAUGACGCUAUUGUAGAAUGCAGUGGUGCGCUCAAUACUGUUGCUGUCUCUCUCAUGAAGAUUGCAAACGACAUUCGUUUAUUGGGAAGUGGACCUCGAUGUGGACUGCAUGAGUUGAUCCUACCGGAGAACGAACCUGGCAGCAGUAUAAUGCCUGGAAAAGUUAACCCUACACAGUGCGAAGCCUUAACAAUGGUCUGCUGUCAGGUUAUGGGUAAUCACACCACCAUCACAGUAGCAGGCGCUAACGGGCAUUUUGAAUUGAACGUUUAUAAGCCUGUCAUGAUCAACGCGUUACUUCAGUCAAUGGUGUUGCUUGGAGACGCUGCAGAGUCUUUCAGGAAGAAUUGUGUUGUGGGCAUUGAAGCUAACCGCAAUCAUAUUGAUAAUCUGAUGCGGAGGUCCCUGAUGCUUGUGACUGCGCUCAAUCCGAAAAUUGGUUAUGACAAGGCCGCAGCGUGCGCCAAGAAAGCUCACAAAGAAGGAACUACACUGAAGGAAGCCGCAAUGGAACUUGGCUACCUUACAUCUGAGGAAUUCGAUGAGUGGGUUGACCCAAAGAAAAUGCUGGGACCAUCUUAGACACAUCGUUUCUGCUCACUUCAACACAGAAAGUGCAUAUCCCAUUGUCUUCGAGGUGUCACGGCAAUGAAUUUUGCACGGCGGCAAUUGCAUCCCGUGCAACGUUGGAUUAGCUGCUUCUUCAGAUGCAGCUGCGGGGUUCUGUUAAAUAAAUCAUCCAUUUGGGUAGGUGGCCGAAUAUCGUGUAUGUUUCAAUUAUGAAAUUGAAACCUACAAUGAGGACCUGAUUGGUCGAGGUUUAUCCUACGUGAGGAAUUCUUCAUGAAUUUUUGGUGACUUCAAGUUAUUAAGUUUUGGUAUUCUUUUAUCAGAAUAAAUUGCUAGUUAAGCACGACCUUCGAAAGUUGAAAGACAACACUUUGAUCCCCAA